This is a messenger RNA of Leptonychotes weddellii (Weddell seal), 3740 nucleotides long. RefSeq names its product myotrophin (gene MTPN). Gene Ontology annotation, molecular function: ubiquitin-protein transferase activity; protein binding. NCBI's taxonomy places the organism in Eukaryota, Metazoa, Chordata, Mammalia, Carnivora, Phocidae. The record is from RefSeq and is a predicted model, not a curated record. Gene Ontology annotation, cellular component: BRCA1-A complex; BRCA1-BARD1 complex. Gene Ontology annotation, biological process: protein K6-linked ubiquitination.
GAGGAUCCUAGCUGGGAGUGAACCGGAAGUGCAAACGCUCCUGCUUCUCGUCGGCCAGGCGGAACCUGCUCUGCUGGGCCCGGUGGCCGCAAAAGAACUUUCUUUCUCCCGCCCCAACGGUCGCCGCGGCCAACUGCCUCGCCCGCCUGGCAGCCUUCCACCGCCUUCUCUUCCCCUCUCCAGCUCCGCGCGGCCCUGUCUCCCUCUCGCCCCGCGGUAUCCGCUUGCUGCUACCACCGCCUCCUCGUCUUCUGCCCGGCCGAGCGGCCCGCCCCGCUGCAGUGAUGUGCGACAAGGAGUUCAUGUGGGCCCUGAAAAACGGAGACUUGGAUGAGGUGAAAGACUAUGUGGCCAAGGGGGAAGAUGUCAACCGGACACUAGAAGGUGGAAGGAAGCCUCUUCAUUAUGCAGCAGACUGUGGGCAGCUUGAAAUCCUGGAAUUUCUGCUGCUGAAAGGAGCAGAUAUUAAUGCUCCAGAUAAACAUCAUAUUACCCCUCUUCUGUCUGCUGUCUAUGAAGGGCAUGUUUCCUGUGUGAAAUUGCUUCUGUCAAAGGGUGCUGAUAAGACCGUGAAAGGUCCAGAUGGACUAACUGCCUUUGAAGCCACUGACAACCAGGCAAUCAAAGCCCUUCUUCAGUGAUGGACGGAUGGGCUGCCAGCUCUGGAAGAAGGGCUCUCCCGUGGCCUCACACUGCUGCCUGUCUGUCUGUCACUCUCUAGCUGCCAGCUUCUUCAGCUAAAUACUUUAACAGGGGUGAGGGGAGAGAGAAAUUCAUAACCAGUCAGACCACCAGAAAAAAAACAUGUUUGGGAAGAGAGGAAAAAACCGUGAUCAGGCUUUUACUGGGACUCCUGAUCAAGUCUGCCUCUUUUCCAUUUCCAACAAAAUACACAGCUUAUGCCCAAGGGAGAGCAAAGACAAACCAUAGCAGUACCAUUUGACCCUUUCAGCUCCCUAGCUAGUUUAUUCAUGAGAUCAUGUCGAGGGCCUGAUCCUACCGAGGCCAGCUCUCCGAGUGUGGUAGCCGUAACUGUGAGCAGCGGCGGCUGCUGGGACCUAACUCUGGGUGCUGAGAUAAGCAAUCAGCUCUAGCCUUCUGCCUUAAGACGCACUCUCCUGGGGGCCUCCUGGCAUAGUUAAGAGCGCUGCCCGUGGUCGGCGACCAAAUCUUCCCUCAGCGACUUUCAGCUUUACGUGAGAGCUCAGUUAAGGUGAGGGGGCACACUCCUAAAUUGCUGGAUGACUCAACUUUGGAUUUCCUCUCCCCUUUCACAUGGAUUUCAUGUAUCUUUAGAUAAAACUGACUAGUUUUAUUUAUAAAACCUUAAAUUUUGGAAGCCUACAGGAGAAAUCAUUCCAGUGUGCGUAUUUUUUUCUCCUCUAGAUUCAGACGUUUAUAUAACAUUGAAACACUUUCAGACUCCUGCUGGUAGUAAAAGGGGAUUUAAACAUAGAAUCAUAGCCAUAGCCUGUUAGUAUCCUCUAGAGAACAGUUGUCUUAGUACCUAUGGAUUUUCUUCAUUUGCUCUUUGAAUGGAUUGGCCUCGGUUAUGUUUGGAGAAUCAAGGAACAUUCUUUGGAAAUCCUCUCUCAGACCCACCUUGGAUGCUGAUUACUUACUGCACCAAAGCUAUCACUGGGGUGAGAUUUACGGUCUGGACAAAUUGAGCCCUGUCCCUUCAAAAGUUUGCUCGUUACCAGGUUUCCCCAACUUGUCGAUAGGCUUCUGCUGAACAUAUGCCAACCCAUCUGCAUAACCUAUUUUUGUUUCUUUACUAAACCAUGCAUCACAUUAAGUGUGACCCCUUCGAAAUGUAUUCUGUCUUCUUAAAAUACAGUGCCCUACAAGGGGUGUUCUGACCUGCAGGAAAUAUUUAGACACAUGUUCAAAUGUUUAUUUCAUGAGCAGUACAAUGAAUUAAAACAUACACCCUUAAAUUUGCUAUUUCACAUUUAAAAUAUUGACUCCUUUGACUUGCCAUCCAUAAAAGCUUGCUAAAAAUAUUAGGGUUUUUCCUUAGCCAAAUCAUGCAAUAAUUGAAUGUACCUCAAAUUUUUAAAGGGGGGUUGGGUUAGGGGCUUGUAUUCAGAUUAUGGAUAACAAAGAAUUAUGAUUUUUUAAGGCAAUGUAGCAUUCUAAAACAGGGUUAAACUAGUAUCAAAAGUAGCCAGCUAAUAACAAAUCUUAUUGAUCGGUUUGUUAUGGUGUGGGUUUAUGCGUGUGUGUGCGUGCGCGAGUGUGUGUGUGUGUGUGUGUAUUUUUCCCCAUGAAUCUUUUUUUUUUUUUUUAAUCCUGUGGCUUUUUGCUUACAACUAGCCUAACCCUGUAAUUUUCCUGCAUCCAAGAAAACAAUCACAAACAAAAUGGUGGUUUAAAUACUUUGAUAUAUUUGGCUAAUAAUUCUGCUGUCUUAGUGCAGAUUAGAGUUGGAUUAGAAGUCAGUAAACAGUACUUUAUUACAUCACUGAAUGGAAACAGAGCUAUCCUCAUUGAAGACGGAGGGCACUUUAUCAGUCUGUAUGUUGGUAGCAACAAGGUGUUUCUAUAUUUUCGUUUUCACCUCUUGGCUUGGAUUUUUACCUUUCCUUUCAAACUGUUGUGUUGCAGUUGGCUAUUGCAGAGAGUGCACUGUCCUAUCAUUCCUGAACUUGGUCUGCUUUCCACAGUCACCUGGUGGAGAAGCCACGUGAUUCUUUGUACAGUUCAUCCCGCUGUUCCUUGUAUUGCAGUAGAGGCUACUUCGCCUUCCCUCUUUCUCAGCCAUUUUGUAAGCCCCAGAAUUAUGGGGCGAUUGCUUGAGAAAAUAACGUAAACAUAGAAUAGACUGGCCGAGAUGGUUUACAAUUUCUGUUUUUUUUUUAACUAGGUUAUUUAUAAUGUAUUUCCGAACCACUUGGCAGAGAAAUUCACAACACUUAAUGUUCAUUUCUUGAGUAAAGGAAGCUAAAAACAUGUCUGCUUUUUGGUACUACAUGCAUUAGUGAAGGGUUAAGUAAGUUUUGUUCUCCACUGAAUAUUUAACAUCUCAGAAAAAAUCUUGCAUGUUCUGUAGUUUUUGUAUUAAGUCAGUCAUUUUGUAUGCACUCUAUCAAGUAAAAACAGGCGGUUUACCUGUUUACAUUAGUAUCCUAACAAAUUCCGCCCCCUUGCAGCUUCAGACUGGCAUCUGUAUACUUAGAGUUCAAACACAGCACCCAAGAAUACCCAAGUAGUUCUUCUAGGCAUAGCUCACCUACACCCAGCGGGGCACAAAGGAGAGGUGGGUGGGUACAGUGUGUGCAAGCUGCAAGUAAGGCCCUUUACUCAUUGAUUUCUUUCCCCCCCGAUAAUGGAUCUUAAAUCUAGAUGUACCGACUUUUUUUUCCUAAAACUUCAACGGAGCUGCUCUUUACUUCCAUGCAAUAUUGUGUACUCGAUUGUGUAUAGAAGAAGCUGGUGAGAGUGCCCUCCUAUAUAAGCAAUUGCAGUGUUUUGCAUGCAAAAUUUUAAGAAUUUAAAUCAUCCUGAUUCUAUUUUGUAAAUGGAGAAACAAUCAUAUCUUUCUAAGCAGUAAUGGAGGAAGACUAGUGCUUUGUGCAUUUUGAUAUAUUUGAGUUCAUUUUUUCCAUCAUGUAAUACUUUUGACGCAAUUGGGUUUCUCAUAUGAUCCUAGUUCAUGUACAUCCGAAUGCUAAAUAAUACCGUGUUUCAGUUUUGUGUUGCAAGAACAAAUGGAAUAAACUUGAAUUGUGCUACAA